GUUGAUGAUGAAGAUGAUGGUGAUGAUGUGGAUGCAGCUCAUCGUUAUGACGACGAUGAUAGAGAUGAUAAUGAUGAUGAUGAUGAUUAUGAUGAUGCUGAUGAUGAUGAUGAUUACAAUGAUGAUGAUGACGAUGAUGAUGUUGUUGAUGUUGAUGAUGAUGAUGAUGAUGGCUAUCAUGAUGAUAAUGUUGAUAAUGAUUAUGAUGUUGAUGCUGAUGAUGAAGAUGAUGAUGAUGAUGAUGUUGAGGAUUGGAAUGAUGCUUAUCGGGAUGACGAUGUCAUGUACAUGAUGAUGAAGAUGAUUAAGUUCCUGGUGAUGAUGAUGAUGACUAUCGAGAUGAAUCUGACAAUGAUGAUGAAAAUGAUGAUGAUGAUUCGGACGAUGCUUAUGGUGUUGACGAUGAUGACGUAG
Echinostoma caproni is the source of this 414-nucleotide messenger RNA. Lineage: Eukaryota; Metazoa; Platyhelminthes; Trematoda; Plagiorchiida; Echinostomatidae. The record is from the annotation of a GenBank genome assembly.